Gordionus sp. m RMFG-2023 is the source of this 989-nucleotide messenger RNA. Its product is annotated as holocytochrome c-type synthase-like. Gene Ontology annotation, cellular component: mitochondrion. Gene Ontology annotation, biological process: cytochrome c-heme linkage. NCBI's taxonomy places the organism in Eukaryota, Metazoa, Nematomorpha, Gordioida, Chordodea, Parachordodidae. The transcript is spliced from 2 exons. Gene Ontology annotation, molecular function: holocytochrome-c synthase activity. The coding region runs from base 29 to 802 and encodes 257 amino acids. The record is from RefSeq and is a predicted model, not a curated record.
UCCUUCAAUUUUUUUAGACGAAAACGGCAUGCAUGAUACCUUUGUACAGAAUGAUGAAUUUAUAAAAUCAAUAUACAAUUCACUGCCAUCUAAUCAAAAACGGAAAGAACAUUCAUGUUGCCAUAAACUAAAACCUCAAAUUGAUGCACCACUUAGUAUUUUACAAUGUCCAGCUAAACAUCUUAAUCAAUCCCCUACAUUUCCUGAUUCUCAAGAUAUAACUUUAAUAGAUGCAAGAAAUCUUAUGCCAAUUGCGAAUCAAAUUCCUUCCAUUGAUCAACCAUUUAGCUUAUCUACUGAUAGAGUAGCCUCUUCAAUUCCUAAAUAUAAUUCAAAUCAAACUUGGGAAUACCCUUCUCCUCAAAUGUUUUGGAAUGCUAUGCUUAAAAAAGGCUGGACUUGGAAAAAUUCAGAUAUAUCUCAAGCAGACAUGAAUAAUAUCAUAAAAAUCCAUAAUCAUAAUAAUGAACAGGCUUGGUUAGAAGUUUUAAAAUGGGAGGCUUUGCAUGCGAAAGAGGGAGAAGAAAUGCCAAAAUUGAAAAGUUUUUCUGGGAAGGCAUCUGAUUAUACAAUUAAAGCUAGGGUUAGAAACAUUUUGGGAUAUGAAUUACCAUUUGAUAGACAUGAUUGGAUAGUGGAUAGGAAUGGCCAGGAAGUUAGGUAUAUCAUUGAUUAUUAUGAUAGUGGUAAAAUUAAUCAACAUACUGGGAAAUUUACUACAUUGGAUGUUAGACCUGCUCUAGAUUCAUUUGAAGCUAUCUGGGAUAGAAUGCGGAUAGCUUGGUUUAGAUGGAGAUUAUAAAGAAAACAAUUUGUGUUUUAUAAACUUAAUUUUCAUUCAUGAAGGAUUAUGUAUAAAAGAUUUCUGAAUAUAUUAUAUUAAUGCAAAUUACUGUUCUGAUUUAUUAAAUUAUUUAUGUUAAGUUUGUAAAUAAUCUUAAAUUAUAUGCUAAUGUUAACUUCCAUCAUGGUACAUAUAUUUAUAGUAU